Molecule: messenger RNA, 4927 nt
Organism: Misgurnus anguillicaudatus (oriental weatherfish)
Lineage: Eukaryota; Metazoa; Chordata; Actinopteri; Cypriniformes; Cobitidae
Gene: mllt10
Product: MLLT10 histone lysine methyltransferase DOT1L cofactor
Biological process (GO): regulation of transcription by RNA polymerase II
Cellular component (GO): nucleus
Molecular function (GO): histone binding; nucleosome binding
Source: RefSeq, a predicted model, not a curated record
AUGGUAUCCAGCGAGUUGUAUCUGGCAGAGGAAGACGACGACUCGGCGAGUACUAUGAAGGAGAUGAUCGGAGGUUGCUGUGUGUGCUCAGAUGAGAGAGGCUGGGCCGAAAACCCUCUUGUCUACUGCGACGGUCACGGUUGUAAUGUUGCUGUCCACCAAGCCUGCUAUGGAAUUGUCCAAGUCCCCACAGGCCCCUGGUUCUGCAGGAAAUGUGAAUCACAGGAGCGAGCUGCCAGGGUGAUUAAAGGGUGGAGGGGGAGAAAGCCGAGCUGGCAGACCUCUGAAGGAGGAGGACUGUCCACCACCUGUAACAAAGAGGAGGAGGACAGCCGACUGAGCAGAAGUUUAAAAACUUUGAACAUAGUGAGAUGUGAACUGUGUCCCCACAAAGAUGGAGCCCUGAAAAGAACAGAUAAUGGAGGUUGGGCCCAUGUGGUUUGUGCUCUUUAUAUCCCAGAAGUGGAGUUUGCCAAUGUGUCCACCAUGGAGCCCAUCGUGCUUCAAUCUGUCCCUCAUGAACGUUAUAACAAGACUUGCUACAUCUGUGAGGAACAAGGCCGUGAAAGUAAAGCUGCUACUGGAGCCUGCAUGACAUGUAACAAACAUGGUUGCCGACAGGCCUUUCACGUCACAUGUGCUCAAUUUGCUGGGUUGUUGUGUGAAGAACAGGGCUCAGAUGCUGAUAAUGUGAAAUACUGUGGAUACUGCAAAUAUCAUUACAGCAAACUGAGAAGGAGCAAAUGCCGUGGUAGUAGGGCUCAAAGCUUAAGUGAUUCUUCCACUCACUCUUUGGAUAAGCACCAUGACAAGGAAAAGAAGAAACAUAAAGAAAGAGACCGACAUAAACCAAGGCACAAGAAAUCUUUGGAGCUCUCGCCUUCCCUUGUACCAGCUUUGAUGGUGAGCUCUGAGAAGAGCUACAACAGCAGCAGCGGAGGAAGCGUCUCCUCUAUAUCCUCCACUCAAAAGCGACUGGAUGACAGCGGAGGCCGUUUCACAAAUGCCAACUUCCAGGAAGUGCCAUCUCACUCCAGUUCCAGCUCGAAAGACGGCGGGUCCUCGGAUGGCAAGGGCUCAGAAGGCAAGAGCAAGAAGUCCAGCAGUCACGGCACCUCAAGCUCUGGGUCCAGAGGUCGCAAGUCCGUUCCUGGCAAACCCCACGCCCCUGUGGUCACCACUGCGACUUCAUCGACGGCCCCCUCCUCGUCCAGUCCGUUUCAGCAAGGUCUUUUAUUAGGCAGCAGCAGCAGUAAAUCAACCUCUAGUGGAUCUGUGGUCCAACCCACUUCUGACUUCAUCAGCUUCUCAGAAGCAAACCUGAGGGCCGGCGAGUCCUACACAACUUCUUCCUUUGGCCGUUGCCACGUGAAGGGUGGUUCAGAGGGCGGAGCUUCUGAGGGCAUGGUGGGUCUCAACACCUUCAGCAUGUUGUCUCAUCCUUCAAGCUCCAGCUCCGGCAAGCAUUACGAAAACUGUCACCCAGCUGGAGAGCUCGGCGCCCUGGCCUCAGCUGGCUACAAACGACCCCAACCUUCCUCCUCGUCUUCCUCCGCAACAUCAUCUUCCUCCACCGGUGAGGAUGGUGUAAAGAAGAAAAAGCGUGGGAACUGGAGGAAUCGUUAUGGACCGUGCUUCAACCAGGAUGUUAAAACCACAGAAACGGGAGAACACGGAGCCACGAUGCCCUCAUCCACGUCCCCCUCGUCGUCCUCCAUGAGCACAAUGGUCUCCCGUGGGAGCGCUGUCAGCAGUACUGGAGGUGUAGGAGCAGGGGGUGCUGGUAGCAGCAGUCUGGGGGUUCAGAAGUCCCCAUCUCUCCUCAGGAAUGGAAGCUUGCAGAGUAUGACUGUCAGCACCCCACCAGCUGGACCAGGGUUGUACCACAGCAGUAGCGAUGUAGCUUGCCCUUUGCCCAGCACAGUACUUGGAGGGUCUCUGUCAGGAUCCAACUCGGAGGUACCGUCUCAUCAGUCGGUGGUCACUUCCAUGCCCACUCUCACCUCACUGCCCCCAGCUGCCUCGUUUACCACCACCUCAUCCACACAUUCAAACUCACUACCCGGAUUCAACUUGGCGCCGUCUCACAUGUUCGGAAACAGGCUGAACCCGAACUCGGCCAUGGCUGCCAUGAUCGCCCAAUCCGAGAGCUCCCCAGCAGAUCAGGAGCUGGGAGACGGAGCUCUCGGCUUCUCCAGAAGAGGAAACUCACCAAAGGCAAACCUCUCCCCUCGGUCCCCGCUAAGUGGCCUGCAUAUCCGGUAUGAUUCGUCAGGACCGUUGGUACCGGGGCUCGGCUCCGGUACGGAUUCACUGCCCCCUGUGGCCACCAGCAUCGACCAGCUGCUGGAAAGACAAUGGAAUGAAGGACAACAGUUCCUCCUACAACAAGGUUCACAGGGAGAUGUCCUAGGAAUGCUGAAAUCCCUGCACCAGCUGCAGGUGGAAAACAGACGCCUGGAAGAACAGAUCCGAACUCUGACCAUGAAGAAGGAAAGACUGCAGCUCUUGAGCGCUCAGCUCGCCGUGCCUUUCACCCCCACGAGUACCACAGCCACCACUGCCUCCUCUCCUCUAUACCCCAGCAACACUCACACAGACAUGCUGCACAGCAAGAACAUUCAGCUAGGCAGCAGUGUUUUAACAGACUCCUCUCAACCCUUGCCCACUCAGGAUCACCUGUCUGGUGGCCAUAGUAGUGGAAGUAGCACGUCCUCUCUCUCCACCCCUCCUUCUGCGGCACACAGUCCCCCCCAGCAGCAGGUCAACGGAGUCGGCAUGGCCGGGGUGGCCAUCCAGCCUGGCAAUGCCAACUCAUCCCUGCCUGGCAUCGCUGGGGUGACCGGUCUGAUGGGCGCUCUACAGGGGAACCCCCUGGCCAUGAGCGGUAUCGUGGGUGCCCUGAAUGGAGUGAUCCAGACCUCCCCCAACCUGACCCAAAACACCAGCCCCCUGACCUCUCAUCCCUCAGCAGCUACCAGCGCUUCUCUGCCCAGCAGUCUCAAUAAUAGCGUGACCUCUGUGAAAACCAGUACGGCAAGACAUCUGACAGAGCAGCACAGGCAGUUCCUGCUUCAUCAGCACCAUCAACACCAACUGCAGCAGCUCUUCAGCUCCCAGCAAGCCACGCCGGAGCAGCAGCAGGUUUUGCUCUAUCAGUUAAUGCAGCAACAUCAUCAACAGCAGCAGAAUGACAUGCAGCUGCCCAUCAACAGCUUGCUGCCCAGCACCCAGCCGGCCAUGACCAGCAACCCCUUCCUCGCCGUGCACGAUAGCAGCGCUCCCAAAACUGGACGGCUAGGAGACAAGGCUGUAUCUGCGACAGGGCAGGAGAAGACCUGAUGCAAAAAAACAAAACUGAGGAGGAGGAGCUCUGCCGUAUGGAUCUUUCUCAUCUGCUUAUCCCAAGAGGCCAACUAUCUGAGCAGCAAGACCAGAAUAUUCACCCACCAUACGAAACUCACACUAGCACCAGCCUUGAUAUGUAUACACACACACACACACUUGCCAGUUUGAUGCCCAUCUGGCAAAAAAACAUGUUGCACUGAGUUUGAGUAAAUCACUUGCUGUAAAUUUCAUGGUCCCGUAGGGGCUUGCACACAUAUGUGCAUGCACAAGCAGUCUCUCUCACCCUGACAGUGUGAUAAAAAUGACACUUUGGUGUGAUUUGCUGUGGGCGGAGAUCUUGGAUGAGAACUGGAGUUGCCGGAUGGUUCAAAAGUCGAGGAGGAUUUAUCUGCUAUCUGCACAUGCUUUGGGAUCAUCUGACCUCUCCGUUACCCCUUUAACAAGAAACGUGUCGCGAUAAUUUCAAUGAACCCCCAUCGUAUUUGUUCGUCUGUGGUCAAAUGCUGAAUCAAUAGGACAUUUGUGCACCGUGAAGGCCUUCUGCGUCCUGAUCUUGAGCUUCCCCCGUUCCAAAGGUACACAAACUUUCUCACUGACCCGGCUGCACUCUUUGAAGAGAAACUACCUCUCAAGUCAGGUCACAUAAAACAGGCCCUAAACCCAAGUGCCUGGCUCCAUUCUCCAAGUUGUUAGCUGGCGCCACGCGCUAGAGACGCUGCCAGUCUCCCUGUUUUUUUUCUCCUCUCUUUCCAGUUUUAUCAAAUGAAUACAAAUCAGCGUCGCUCAGGCUGUUCAGAGAGUCCCAGACAUCUCUGCCCGUACAGUGAUUACACUGAAACCUGUCUGAUUUCGAAUGUUUGUGCUGCAAGCCAACUUUAUGGUUUCUUUUUUAUUUAUUAGCAUUCAUUGCAUGUUGGGCACAAGGUAAUAUAUUUUAACGCCCAACUCGCGAAAUGUUUUUAUACUACUGUAAAAAAAGAAGUCUCAGCUCUUUUGAGUCUUGUAAACAUUUUGAUGAACGUGUCUGGUGUUUGAAGUUAAAAACAGAAAAAGAAAAACCCUACUUGACAAUGACGUUUCUUGUGGUCUUGUACAUACGCCUGGUUUCUCGUUUCUAUGUAAAUUAACAGAUGCAUAUUGGAUUAAGAAUAAGCUGUCGGAAUAAAUAAGAUUUAGUUAGCACAGUUUUACCUCUUUUUUGUUGUAAAUAAAUAUUUGUGAUUCACUUAGUGGUGUGAAGGACUGUUUUAAAGCACUGUUAGUGAGUUCGAAUCUUUUCCCAACAGGCUUUGACUGGUGACUGGAUAAAGUAUUAAUUUAUUUUUGUAUGUGCAGGGACUUUUUUCUUUCUUUUUUUGCACCAUUUUAUUGACGUGGUUUUAUACUCCAUUAUAAUAGUGGUUUGUGGUUUGUCCACGUUAUCAUGUAUAUGUACAGAAAUUAUGCAGAUUCUCUAAAGUUUGUAUUUAAAACAUCAACGAAAAGUGAAAUCCUGCUUCAUAUUCAGAAAUUUUGAACACUGAGAUUGUAGUGUUGACCUUUUUUCAGUGAUAAGAAAUUAAAUCUGUUUAUUACAAUG